Molecule: messenger RNA, 2448 nt
Organism: Myripristis murdjan (pinecone soldierfish)
Lineage: Eukaryota; Metazoa; Chordata; Actinopteri; Holocentriformes; Holocentridae
Gene: npas1
Product: neuronal PAS domain protein 1
Exons: 11
Coding region: 1-2448 (815 amino acids)
Biological process (GO): regulation of transcription by RNA polymerase II
Molecular function (GO): protein dimerization activity; RNA polymerase II transcription regulatory region sequence-specific DNA binding; DNA-binding transcription factor activity, RNA polymerase II-specific
Source: RefSeq, a predicted model, not a curated record
AUGGCGACCAUGCCGUUUGUCAGCGAGGGGAAGUGUGUCAGUGUAGAGUGGGACUUCCUGCAAGGACUGCUGGCCAAGCCCCCCACCUUGCCGUGUCUCCAGAACCUGCGUAAAGAGAAGUCUCGUAAUGCGGCCCGCUCGCGGCGAGGGAAGGAGAACUUUGAGUUCUUUGAGCUGGCCAAGAUGCUGCCUCUGCCCGGGGCCAUCACCAGCCAGCUGGACAAGGCCUCCGUCAUCCGGCUGACCAUCAGCUACCUGCACAUGCGGACCUUUGCCAGCCAGGGGGACCCGCCCUGGAGCCCUCUACUGGAGGGAGACAGCAACUGCAGCAAAGUAAGACGCUCAUCCCACUCUCUGGCCACGGACAUGUUCGAGCAGCACCUAGGGGCGCACCUCCUCCAGUCUCUGGAUGGCUUUGUGUUUGUGGUCAGUCAGGAGGGACGGUUCCUCUACAUCUCAGAGACGGUUUCUAUCUACCUGGGACUCUCACAGGUGGAGCUCACAGGCAGCAGUGUGUUUGACUACAUCCACCCAGCCGAUCACGUAGAGAUGGCCGAGCGGCUGGGCAUCAGGCCCCACCUCCGGGCCGAGGCUGGCUGCCACACAGCCCCGGAGAGCGCCUCCAGCUCCGCCUCCACCUCCUCCCUGGCUGGCACCCCUGAACCCGCUCCGUCUAGUCCCCACUCCCCUGGUGACGAUCCUCCUGACCGUGGCUUCUUCAUCCGCAUGAAGUCCACCCUCACCAAGCGAGGCCUGCACGUCAAGUCUUCUGGAUACAAGGUGAUCCAUGUGACGGGACGUAUCCGCUGCCGCCCUGCCCUCGUUCCGGGCUCCACCCGCUCCGUGCGCAGACCAAUGGGUUUGGUGGCACUGGCGCACACGCUUCCGCCCUCCACGCUCAACGAAGUCCGCAUGGAGAGCCACAUGUUUGUCUUCCGGGUCAACAUGGACCUACAAGUCACAUACUGUGAGAACAGAAUCUCAGAGUACAUGGACCUGACCCCAGCAGAGGUGGUGGGCCAUACCUGCUACCACUUCAUCCAUGUAGAAGAUCUGGACAACCUCCGGCAGAGCCAUGAAGACUUGCUGAGGAAGGGCCAGGUGGUGACUGGCUACUAUCGCUGGCUCCAGAGGAGAGGCGGCUACCUGUGGAUCCAGUCCUGCGCCACCGUCUCCAUCAACCACAAAGCCCCCCACGAGCGCAACGUCAUCUGGGUCAACUACGUCCUCAGUCGAACGGAGUUACCUGACACUCCACUAGAUCUGCUGCAACUACCAGAAAGUGUGAGAGCAGAGAGGCUGCGAGUUAGUUCCUCCCCGACUGACGGCUCCCCACAGGCCCGAGGCUCCCAGUCAAUAAAGAGCUCGGUGGGUAAGAGCGAGCCUGACUCCAAAGGCAGAGAGUCUUUCCCUGCUGCUGCCGUCCAGUCGGAGGAGAGGAGGAAGCGCCCGCUGCGGUCCGACCCUGAGGGCGCUCCCCCUGAAACUCGCCGCAGACUGGAGGAGCUCCGCCAGACUGAGGAGAGUGUAUCGGCUUCUUCGGACCUGGCGAGCGAAAGUGAGGGAGACGAGGAGGAGGAGACAGAAUGGGACCAGGGGGGAGAGAGCGAGAGGGUGAAACGAGAAGAGGGUGGAGGUGGAGUGAAACGGGGUGGGGGAGGAGAGACGCCCACUAGAGGGGAAAGAGGGGGCAGGGUGCACAACGGCCGGGCUGUGAUCCAGCAGCUGAAGAGCGUGGUGACCCCGGCUCCCCUGUCCGGCAGCCCCAGCAUCAAGACUGAACAUGACGCUCUGACCGGUGGGGGGCGCUGGGUGUCACACCCGCAGACCCCCACCUCGCACGCAGCCGCCCAUACCACCCAACCCCAACCGUCACAUACACACACCCCGUCCAGCAGCCUCAACGGCGACAGCCCCACCACCCCAAUCCCCGACUCUUCCUCCAGCAGUGAGGCCCCCUCAAAGGGCCUUUUCACGCCCCCAUCCCCAGCUCUGUCCCCUGCCAUGUCCGUGUCCUCCCCGCUGCCCCGCGAGGAGAGGGCGGUGUCGGGCUCUGUCGGGCGGAGCGGAAGUGGCGGAGGUGGCGGUAGUGGUCCUGACUUUGAGCUGCUCCAGAGACUGGCUGCAGGUGGCGCAGCAGGGCGGGUUCUCUUCCACCCCUUGGCCCUUGGCCCGCAGGGCCCUCAGAGCCUCUACGCCCCCAGCACUAUCCGCUACGCUCCACCUGAGCUGCCCCCCUCCCACCACCACAGUGCUGGACACACCGAUGGCCUGCAGCUACGUACGGACCACCACAAGGGACCACCACCAGCCUUCUUCCCCCAUCUACAGAGGCUGGCUGGCCUGCCACCCUUCAGUGGUUUCUCCCCAUCUGACAGCCCUUUCUCCUCUGGCCUGCCCUUCUGUAUGAAUGGACUGAGGGGCGCCGCGGGCUCUGAGGAGGACUGA